AUGGAUGGAGAAAGUGUGCGCAGUGGACGAAGUGAGAAAAGCGACCGUUCUCGUAGGUCGAAACGCACUCAGCGAACAAGUAAUGCUCCGUCUAGUCAACCCGCGUGUAUGUUUCAAGGACAAGUAAAAAGUGCAUUAGCUUCUCCUCCUAACCAGCCACUAGCUAUUGGCCAGAGUAUGCAAAAUGUAGACACAGUUGUCCGUCAGUCUCAAUGCAGUUUAAUGCCAGUUGUCCAGCGACCUCAAAUGAGCAUGUUUCCACAGCAGCCAUUAGGAAUGCAACAGCCAAAUCCUCAUCCUUAUACAUUAGAAACGUGGAUUCCCCCCGUGAUGCCAAUGAAUCCCAAUUUUUCCUCUUGUUCUCAGCCAAGUAUGUACGUCCCUAACGCUCAGAAUUGGACUGAUCAAUCUGUACAGCAAUUAUAUGCCCAGCAAAUGAUUCAUCCGUCCAUGCCUACUCCAUUCACCUGUCCUCCAAUCUGUGUAGGGGUACAGUCGAAUCAACUUCCGUCACAACAGCAUCAAAUCGGUUCUUUCGUUUCCCCUGGACAACAACAUCCUUUAGCACAAACUGCUGCAUCUUAUGUUUCAUCUUCCCAGAUACCUUCUCAACCAUCAUCACAAGUUCCUGAACCAUACCGGUCCGAGCGUUUUAAUUCACAACUUACUCACCAAGAUGAAAAUGCUUGGGUUGAGGAGGCUACUGCGGUUACUGGAGCUACAAGCGAAACUGGACUAAGUGGCGACAAUUUUUCCCGGUUUGGAGCUCGUUACGGUCUAGCAAAUUCACUAGGUAUACAUGCUAACGGUGGUACCGGCUGUAAUAUCAGCGGUGCUGCAGCUGCUUUAAUACGGUCUGAAGCGGAUGAAAUAAAAAUUUUCAAAUGCUCGUACACGUUAAGUUUUGUCAUAUCUGCAUUUCUUGGAAUCGGUUCAUUAUUGUCUCCAGUUCUAAUGCUUUUGCUCCCACUGUUUCCAUUUUGGAUUGGCUGGUCAACUGAAGGGUGUGAACCAACUUGCGAAGGACAUCUCAUCAGUAUAUCUGUAAAACUUGUGCUCCUUUCCAUUGCACUGUGGUUUUUAAGCUCCCCUUGUCGACCAUUUUGUGGUAAUACUACCGUCAUACUGCCACGUAUCCGUCUUUGUCGAACUCUUUUUCUUUGUCUUGUGUUAGUUGUUCUGUUUGCAUUUUGGUUGUUUUAUACUGUUCGAGUUAUACAACCAAAAGAAUCUGAUUAUCUUUCUAUAGUAGUUUUCGCCGGUAGUUUGACAGAUACUUUACUCUUUUUACAUUAUUCUGCUAUCGCCCUUAUGGAACUACGUAAAAUCCGAUUUCAGUAUGUCAUACACAUUGUGCGAUCCCCAGAUGGAACGUCAAAAACUUUGAAGUGUGGAGAAAUGUCGUUGCAAAGGGCGGCUGUAGAAGUUUUACAGUUCUACAUGGUGGAAUUCACAGCUUACAACCCAAAUCAAAACCCAUCCCUCAGCAGUGGGGGUGGAGGCAAACGUAAUCGUCGUGGUGGUUCUACUUCUGGUGGUGGGAAUGGUAGUGGAUCUAAGUAUAAGUUUUACGAUGUAGAUAGUGGUGGGGCUGGUUUGGGAAAAUCAGAAAAUGGUGUUACCUAUACUGUCGAGCAAUCUUCUGGUGCCAUUACUGCCCCUAGUGCUUCAGUUCGUUUGUACGAGGAAAUUGAGUUGGAGAAACGGAUACGUAAACGACGUAUGCGACUUCUUUUAGCGGUUGAGGAAGCUUUUACUCAUGUUAAGCGCCUUGCUGCUGAAAACUGUACUAAUGGGGCGACUGCUGGAGUUGUCGAGUGUGAUCAAACCUUGGUACCUUACAAAAACGCUCGAGGUAAUGGGAAGAUGUCAAAGCUUAAUUGCUCUCCAGGGAAAUCUUUGGAUCCGUAUGAGGCAGCACAAGCUGUUUUCCCUACUCUCAUCCGACCAUUACAAAAGUAUAUGCGUGUUACGCGCCAACAGGCUCGUCAUCCUGUGGAUAUGGUAAUUGAUCAUCUCGCUCUUUGUCUAGCCUACGGUCUAUCACCCCAUGCUUUCUUGGAAAGAUUUAAUCCUUUGGCUGCUACACCACAACAAGAUGCAGCUGCAGCAGCAGCAGCUAUCGCAACAGCGAAGAGAGCUAAACAUCAACAGAAUGCCAAGCAAGUUAACACUUCAGACAGUCCAGAUCCAUAUCCUAUACUUCCUAAACUGGUGCACCCAGGUGGACAGCAGGUUUGGAGUAUUGUGGCUGAUCGGGCUCUAUCUCGUAGUUUAGCAGAUGGUGCUAUAUUUCAACUUCGUCGUGGAAAUGAGCUUUCGCUGCUUUGUACUGUUAGACGCCUACCACUUAUUUAUCUUAUUGAAGAGAUAUUAGAACCCUUGGAGGCAGGUAGAUUUGUUUUACGAACUGAUAAUGCUGUAUGA
Molecule: messenger RNA, 2427 nt
Organism: Schistosoma turkestanicum
Lineage: Eukaryota; Metazoa; Platyhelminthes; Trematoda; Strigeidida; Schistosomatidae
Source: the annotation of a GenBank genome assembly